AUGCAUAUGUAUGAUGGAACAAAAAAUGAUUUAGAUGCUGACAGUAUUACUAUCUCAAUUGAAGCUCUUACUAUAAAUUGUGUCAAACAAGAAAACAUCAAUGAUAACAAGAUUAGUAAGAUUAAAUUAGAUAUUAAAGAAUUGAUAAAGGUGGUUAAAGACUUGCUAGCAGCACAUAUCUUCCAGACGAUUCCAAAGCUCAAGUUUUACAAGACCUCAAAGGAAUGUUGA
Dentiscutata erythropus is the source of this 231-nucleotide messenger RNA. Lineage: Eukaryota; Fungi; Glomeromycota; Glomeromycetes; Diversisporales; Gigasporaceae. The record is from the annotation of a GenBank genome assembly.